CAAUUGUAUACGUAAGUUAAUAAAUAUUCGGACAUAAACAGUCAUCAGAUACAUUAAUGUAUGUGUAUCUAUGUGUGUUAAUGAGUGUAUCUAUGAGUACAUUAGAUACAUUUCAAUGUACGGAAACGCCUGAGAAAUGAAAAUGCCAAGAGAAACCAAACAGCAAAGCAUGAUCAACAAUAACACUAUAGCAUUUAGUUUGUGUUUAUACAACACGCGAAUUGCAGCUCGAGAAACAAAAAUAAAUAAAUAAGAAUAAUUAAUAAUAAUAAUAAAUACAAAUAUUAUACUAUAAAAAAAGAAACCGAAAGUGUAUAAGGAUUAAUAUCGCAGACUUCGUUAAAAUUGAUUUAUCUAAAUGAGAAUCUCAAAAAGUGUGAUUUGUAUAAAAUAUCAAUAAAAAAAUACAAACAAGCAACAAGCAAGCAAACAAACAAUAUCAAUUGUAUUAAUUGCAAAAAACAAUGACUUUAGAUGAAAUGCAAAAUGGUAACGUUGUGACUUCACUGAAGACAAAUUCUCAAAAUCACAAUCUACAAAUGGAUAAAACAAAUCUAACAAACGAACGAAAUUUCCACCAAAAUAAUAACAAUAUUAACAAUAAUGUAAAUAAUGCAAAUUCACAACAGCAGCAUUCAAAACAGAAUGAUGUUACAAUAUCGUUUUUAAGAGCUGCUCGCAGUGGUGAACUAAGUAAAGUGGUGGAAUUCUUAGAAACUGGCCAAAUUACAGACAUCAACACCUGCAACGCUAAUGGUUUGAAUGCAUUACAUUUGGCAGCCAAAGAUGGUUACGUCGAUAUAGUGGCUGAGCUAUUGAGACGAGGCAUACGGGUGGAUAAUGCGACGAAAAAGGGAAACACCGCCUUACAUAUAGCUUCCUUAGCAGGGCAAAAGGAAGUUAUCAAGUUGCUUAUUCAGUACAAUGCGAAUGUUAAUAUUCAAUCAUUGAAUGGAUUUACACCACUGUAUAUGGCCGCUCAAGAGAAUCAUGAUGCAUGCGUACGAUUUUUGCUCUCCAAGGGAGCAAAUCCCUCAUUGGCCACCGAAGACGGUUUUACACCUUUGGCCGUGGCCAUGCAGCAGGGUCAUGACAAAGUUGUAGCGGUAUUGCUGGAAAGUGACGUGCGUGGCAAGGUUCGUUUGCCUGCUUUGCACAUUGCAGCAAAGAAAAAUGAUGUCACUGCAGCGAACAUGUUACUACAGCAUGAAUCUAACCCCGAUAUUGUAUCCAAGUCGGGAUUUACGCCGUUGCAUAUUGCGGCACAUUACGGCAAUGUAGACGUGGCCAAAUUGUUAAUAGAGCUUGGAGCAGAUGUAAAUUUUACGGCUAAACAUAAUAUUACACCCUUACAUGUGGCUUGCAAAUGGGGGAAGACAAACAUAAUGAAACUGUUGCUGGAAGAAAACGCACGCAUCGAUGCUACGACGCGCGACGGUCUCACACCGUUGCACUGUGCCGCACGUUCGGGUCAUGUGGAAGUUAUUGAAAUUUUGCUAGAUCAUCAAGCGCCGAUACUGUCGAAAACGAAAAAUGGAUUGGCUGCCUUGCAUAUGGCAGCUCAGGGGGAACAUGAUAAUGCCGCACGUAUUCUCCUCGAACACAAUGCCCCUGUCGAUGAGGUGACUGUGGACUAUCUGACCGCUUUGCAUGUAGCUGCGCACUGUGGCCACGUACGUGUGGCAAAAUUGCUGUUGGACUCUAAAGCAGAUCCCAAUGCCCGGGCUUUGAAUGGUUUUACACCGCUACACAUUGCCUGCAAGAAGAAUCGAAUAAAGAUUGUAGAAUUGUUGUUGAAGCAUGGUGGCAACAUCAGUGCUACCACAGAGUCUGGCUUGACUCCUUUACAUGUUGCCAGUUUCAUGGGCUGCAUGAAUAUUGUUAUAUAUUUGCUGCAACACGAUGCUAACCCCGAUGCUCCUACAGUGCGUGGCGAGACACCGCUUCACUUAGCCGCUCGUGCCAAUCAAACUGACAUCAUUCGCAUUUUAUUGCGCAAUGGUGGUCAAGUAGAUGUGCGAGCCCGCGAAGGCCAAACGCCAUUACAUGUGGCUUCACGUCUAGGCAAUAUUGACAUUAUUAUGUUAAUGCUACAGCAUGGUGCAGACGUGGAUGCAACUACUAAGGAUAAUUACACUCCUCUUCACAUUGCAGCCAAAGAAGGCCAAGAAGAGGUGGCGCAAAUUUUAAUCGAAAAUAAUGCCAAAUUAGAUGCUGUUACUAAAAAAGGCUUCUCCCCUCUGCACUUGGCGGCCAAGUAUGGCAAAGAGAAAGUAGUGGCUUUGCUUUUGCAAAAAAGCGUUAAUGUGAAUUGCCAAGGACGCAAUGAUGUGACACCUUUGCAUGUAGCAGCACACUACGAUCAUCCCCGUGUAGUGCAGCUGCUGCUAGAAAAUGGUGCCUCGCCUUCACUAAGCGCUCGAAAUGGACAUAGUCCCCUACAUAUCGCCGCCAAGAAAAAUCAGAUGGACAUCGCUCAAUCUUUGCUACAACAUGGUGCAGAUGUUAAUGUACAUAGUAAAUCCGGCUUUUCGCCCUUACAUUUGGCUGCCCAAGAGGGUCAUAUUGAAAUGGUACAAUUGUUAUUAGAGCAUGGUGAGGAUGCUAACGUUGCCGCCAAAAAUGGCUUGACACCUUUACAUCUAGCCGCCCAAGAAGACAAAACGGAAGUGGCUCGUUUGCUUUUGCAACACAAUGCCAACAUAUCUGAGCGCACGAAAACCGGUUAUUCGCCGUUGCACUUUGCCGCCCAUUAUGGUCAAAUUAAUAUGGUGAAAUUUCUAUUGGAAAAUGACGCCAACAUAGAAAUGUCAACUAAUGUUGGUUACACUCCGUUGCACCAAGCAGCGCAACAGGGACACACAAUGAUAAUCAAUUUGCUGUUGAGACACAAAGCAAAUCCUAAUGCUGUUACAAAUAACGGCCAAACCGCUCUAAGCAUUGCAAAUAGUUUGGGUUACGUUACUGCGGUGGAAACUUUAAAAGUUGUUACUGAGACCUCAAUCACCAAUAGUUUGACCGGCGUUUUGGAAGAAAAAAAAUAUAAAGUUGUUGCACCAGAGUUAAUGCAUGAAGCAUUUCUCUCCGAUUCCGAAGACGAAGGUGGCGACGAGCAUUUAGAUCAUCAUCAAUAUAAAUACAUGGCUACCGAUGAUUUGAAAGCCUCAAAUGAUCAGGAUCAUCAAAAUUAUGAUACUACCAUUACCACUGAACAAGAUCAUGUUGACAAUGCUAGUUAUGCCAUGAGGGAUCCAAAUAAAGGGGAAGUCAAUGAGAGCAUUCAAGCUUCCCAUCAGUAUGCUCUUAAAUCCGAUAAUGUGGCCAUUACAAAGCCACCCGUGCAUUUAGGAUUCUUGGUUUCAUUUAUGGUGGAUGCCCGUGGUGGUUCCAUGCGUGGUUGUCGUCACAGUGGUGUACGUAUUAUUGUGCCACCAAAAUCAUGUGCCCAACCAACACGUAUCACCUGUCGCUAUGUUAAACCAAACCGUGUCCAUUAUCCACCACCACUAAUGGAAGGUGAAGCUCUAAUUAGCAGAAUUUUAGAACUGUCCCCUGUGGAGGCAAAAUUUUUAGGGCCAGUAAUCUUGGAAGUUCCACAUUUCGGAUCGCUGCGUGACAAAGAACGUGAAAUUAUAAUUUUGCGCUCCGAUAAUGGUGAAAGUUGGCGAGAACAUACCCUUUACGAAAAGGAAGAGUCGGUACUCGAGGUACUGCAAGAUACCAUGGAAACUGAAUUGAGUCCUUUGGAGGACUUACGCACAAAUCGGAUCAUUCGUAUUGUUACUCGUAAUUUUCCACAUUUCUUUGCUGUAGUAUCUCGUAUACGACAGGAGGUACAUGCUAUUGGUUCUGAUGGUGGUACUGUAUCCUCACAAGCCGUACCCCAGGUUCAGGCAAUAUUUCCGCCAAAUGCAUUGACGAAGAAAAUUCGAGUCGGUCUUCAGGCACAGCCAGUUGAUUUGAACGAUUGUUGCAAAUUGCUUGGCCAAGGCGUGGCUGUGUCGCCAGUUGUGACUGUGGAACCGCGACGCCGUAAGUUCCAUAAAGCCAUCACUCUCAGCAUACCGGCACCAAAAGCUUGUACCCAGGGUAUGGUGAAUUCGCCUUACACUGGUAACGCUCCCACGUUACGUCUCCUAUGCUCGAUUACUGGAGGCCAGAAUCGUGCUAUUUGGGAAGAUGUUACCGGUUCAACGCCUCUAGCAUUUGUUAAGGACAGCGUGACUUUUACCACCACGGUGUCGGCUCGUUUCUGGCUGAUGGAUUGUCGCAAUAUUGCCGAAGCCAGUCGCAUGGCCUCCGAACUGUACUCUUAUAUGGCGCUUGUACCAUUCCGAGCCAAAUUUGUGGUGUUUGCCAAGCGCAUUUCUCCAAAUGAAGCCAAACUAUCAAUAUUUUGUAUGACCGACGACAAGGAAGACAAAACCUUAGAGCACCAGGACAACUUCACCGAAGUGGCCAAGAGUCGCGAUGUUGAGGUUUUGGAGGAUCAGGAUAUUUACUUGGAAUUUGGAGGUAACUUGGUACCUGUACUCAAAACUGGCGAACAACUCAGUCUUAAGUUCCAAGCCUUCCGCGAAAAUCGUCUGUCGUUUAUGGUGCACGUGAAGAAUCCGGACGAACCGUUCGCACGUAUAAGUUUUAUGAAUGAACCCAAAACCGGGCAGGGCGAAGCGCCAAAACAACCCAUUUGCAUACUAAACAUUUCCCUACAGGACACUGGAGUUGAUUUGGCUGCGAAUAAAGGGAACAUUGCUGCUGGUAGCCAGCGUAGCAUCAACAGUAUUAACUUUGUAGACCAAGGUCUCAACCAACGCGAUCAAAUCAAUGCCGAAUACAAGAAAAAGUACAAUGAACGUGAAAUUCAACAGCCGAACGGUGAAUCGAAGCAAAAUAACGAAACAAUUCACAAGGCCGAUAUGCAUCUGUCCCAUAUAUGUCAAUUGCUAGAGGACGAUUGGAUGCCAUUGGCCAAAGAAUUGGGUGUACCCGAGACCGACAUCGAACUUAUCAAUGCUGAAUAUGCGGACGAUAAGAUUCAAAAUCAACGUGCAAUGGUCAUGUUACGUUUAUGGCUGCGUCAACAGGGCAACGAAGCCACUGGCAACAAAUUGCAGCAGGCUCUCAAGAAAAUUGGACGUGACGAUAUUUUUAAUAUAUGCAUCGAUAAUGUUGAGCCCGUCACCGACAUCAUGGAAAGAACAAAAGCCGAAAAACAACUAUUACAAGACGGUCUAGAAGGCAUCACAGAUUUCAUCAAUGAAGUGGCCUUAACAGUCCAACCAACAAAUAAAACUGCCGCUAUUGAAGUAAAUGAAGCACCAAUAAUUAAAGAAAAAGUUAUAAAAAAAAAAGUUACGACUAUUGUUCUCAAUGAUCAGCCAAACGAACAACAACUGCAACAAGUAAUACAAGAUCAAAUAGAUGAAGAGAAGAGUGUAUCACCUCCUAUAACUGAUAUUGUAAGCGAUAUAAAAUUGACUAGUGAUGGUGACGAUCAAGCAUAUGACAUCGAUACAAUACGACGCAUAGCGGAGGAACACACACUUCAAGUGCUAGAAGAAGCCCAGCAGAAUAUUGAAAAUAAUGAUAUGUUGCAAAAACUUCAAGCCAAAGUACCAGAAAGUGCCGAUCAACUAUCCGAUAGUAAAGAGACAAGUAUCGUCAUAAAAACUAGUGAUGAUGGCAAAGCCCUGACAACUACAACCAUGACAGUGGAGAAAUUUGAAAGUGAACCUAUGGAAGUUUCAACUUUGAACGAUUCGCAACUCAUGUUUUCGCAACCCGAAGAUCAGUUAUUGGCUGCCACUGUAGACGCUCUAAAAACUGGAAAUAAUGUUAUAUCCAUUACACAGUCGCUUUUAAGCGAGGAAACUGGAAAUGGUAUCAAUAAUGAACAUGAACAUGAGCAUGACGAUUCUAAACUGAAUAAUGGUGAUAUAGCAAGAAACCGAAACUGAAAAAAUCCACUUAGAAUAAAAUCAUUUGAUUAAUUUUUUUCAAUAAAACUGCAUACAUAUGUGUACAAUUAAAACAUCUCUUUAUGAAUUCUACAAUUAAAAUGCAAACAAAAAUAAAAAUAUUUAUAUUUAUCAUAUAUAGUAUAUAGUUAUAAAAAUAUACCAAGUAUAUUCAAAAAAUAAAAAUAUAUUGAAAACAAAUAAAAUAUGCAUUGUGAAUCAAA
This is a messenger RNA of Calliphora vicina (urban bluebottle blowfly), 6184 nucleotides long. RefSeq names its product Ankyrin (gene Ank). Gene Ontology annotation, biological process: signal transduction. Lineage: Eukaryota; Metazoa; Arthropoda; Insecta; Diptera; Calliphoridae. The transcript is spliced from 12 exons. The coding region runs from base 465 to 5960 and encodes 1831 amino acids. Gene Ontology annotation, molecular function: protein binding. The record is from RefSeq and is a predicted model, not a curated record.